Messenger RNA from Nomia melanderi (Alkali bee), 3324 nucleotides. Its product is annotated as Mediator complex subunit 25. Gene Ontology annotation, biological process: positive regulation of transcription by RNA polymerase II. Gene Ontology annotation, cellular component: mediator complex; transcription regulator complex. NCBI's taxonomy places the organism in Eukaryota, Metazoa, Arthropoda, Insecta, Hymenoptera, Halictidae. The record is from RefSeq and is a predicted model, not a curated record.
CCAACCUUCUAAGGUAAAGUCAUGAACUUCAAAACAAGUUUCAUUAGGUGUCGUGUUCAUCGUUGUCUUCACCAAGUAUUGUUUAAUGUUAAUGUUAACAAAAUAAUUAACUAUUAUCAAGUGUUGUUUUAUACUGAGUUAUGUACUCAAUACAGUGACGUUAAUAAAUAAUUUUGCACAAUCAUCAAGAAUAUAUUUACCCUGAAAAACAAGUUCAAACUUGUUUGAAGAAAUAUGCAGUACAAUAACCUCAUUCAGUGAAUUGUAAACUGUAUUUUUUGUGACGCUAAAACAAGACAAAAUAAUAAAAAUGGUGGCUGGUCCUACAGAACACGGCAUACAAGCAGAUGUAAUAUUUGUCAUUGAAGGUACAGCUGUUAAUGGAGCCUAUCUUAAUGACCUCAGGACAAAUUAUCUCCUUCCAACACUCGAAUAUUUUAAUCAAGGUUCCAUUGAAGAUAGAGAAUAUGUUUCAGAGAAUAGUGCAACAUUGUACGGUAUAGUGGUAUAUCAUGCUGCUGACUGUUUACCAGCACCCUGCACGGAAACUUUUGGACCUUAUGCUAACCCCCACAAGUUAUUACUUGUCCUAGAUAAAUUAGAGAUGGUUGGUGGGAAAGGAGAAUCUUAUGCAAAUAUUGGAGAGGGUCUUGCCACUGGAUUACAAUGUUUUGAGGAUUUACAAUUACGACGUGAACCAAAUACAGCAUCACAAAAACAUUGCAUUUUAAUUUGUAAUUCUCCUCCAUAUCAAACAGUUAUACAGGAAUCAUACAAAUUUGCUGGCCAUUCUAUAGAGCAGCUGGCUGCUCUGUAUCAAGAGAGAAACAUUAAUCUUUCAAUACUGUCACCUAGAAAAAUACCCGCAUUGUUCAAGCUGUUCGAAAAAGCUGGAGGAGAUCUGCAGUCAUCUCAAACCAAAAAUUAUGCUAAAGAUCCACGACAUUUGGUGCUGUUACGUAACUAUAACUUGAAGGAAAGACCUGUUAGUCCUCCGCUUCCAGGAACUGUUCACCCUACUCAAGGCACUGCUGCUCAAAUCCCAUUGAGCCCACUGCAAAGUAACGACAGUCCGAAUACAAAUCAAGUUCAACAAAAUAUCGCUCAACCUACCCAACAACAGGGUCCUCCAUUCAGAAAUCAAACUCCUCAGAAUAUUACGUCGGUUCAUCAAACAGUAGUACCGAUUGCGGCUGCUAUGAAUGCUGGAAGGCCUCCCUACAAUCCUCAAAUAUCUGCUCCACCAACUUACCACCCGACAGGUGUGCCAGCAAGAACAGGCCACACAAGGUGGAGACCUUUCGUUACACCAGGAACUACUGGACCAGCAAAUACACAAAGCAGUGCUUUGAUAGCGCAAUUGAACCAGCCUCCUUCAUUGGGACUCAAUGUAACACCGUUUGGUCAAAGAAUGGACGUAGCCAAUACCAAUGUCAUGGCUGCCAAUGCGCAACAACAACAACAGCAGCAGCAGCAACAACAGCAACAACAACUUACACAACAACAACAGCAACAAGUGACAUUUACCAUGCGAUUGCAGCAGCAGCAACAACAACAGCAAAACGUACAACAACAAGCUUCGAUGCCUAUGCAAGCUCAGCAGUCUCAUGGACAAGGAGCACCGCAACUUACAGUGUCAUGUGUCAGUCAGUCUGUACCUACACAAGUUCCACAAACGGUGACUGCUUCCCAAACGCAGGCAUCAGUAUCGUCGGUUAGUCAGCAACAGCAAGUACCACAUUCUCAAGCACAGGGUAACAUAAGCGCUGGACCUGUAGCUGGCCCACAAAUUGCAGCAGCAAGAGAAAGACAUACGAUUUGGCAAGGUAUGAUCGAAUGGGUUGAGAAAGCCAAAGCACCCUCGGACACACAGAAACAGACAAGACAUCUGCCUUGUCAAGUUUCUGCAAACUUGAAGGACGGUGAUCCAGAAUUGAAAGCCGAUACUUGGCCACAGAAGCUACUUAUGCAAUUGAUGCCCAAGCAUCUGAUAGGAAACAUUGGAGGAUCUUAUUUGAAGAAUUCUAAAUCUGUUUUGUUCCAUCCAACGGCGUGCGAGGCAUUAGACUCUUUGACUAAAGUUAUGAGCUCUGGAUUUGCAGGGUGUGUUCACUUCACUUUUCCUCCACCGACACCGAGCUGUGACAUAAAAGUACUUAUUCUCCUGUACACGGCUGAGAAAAGGACAUAUUUAGGAUUCAUUCCAAACGAUCAGUCAGGUUUCGUGGACCGUCUUCGAAAGGUCAUUCAACAACAGAAAACAUCUCACGCUUCUAUCAGACAAGGACAGGCUGGACCUGCACAGGGAAAUGCAAUAACUGGACCAAUGCCCACUACGGGUACAUCACAAGGUGGCAUUCUUAUGUCUCAAACGAAUACUGUGGCAAUGGGAGGAGGUCAGAUAACUCAAAAUGUAGUCCCUUCGAAUGCUGCGCAACAAACAUUGACUUCAUCCGCUGGUCCUCAAAAUCAAAUAAGUAUGCAGGCUGGCCAAAUUACUGGUCCCCAGGUUGCUACAUCUUCCGGCACAAUGAUAGGCCAACAGAGACCACCGUUUGACGAUAUAGAAAUAGCUAGGCACCACAACCUGUUGAAAAUCCAACAGCUGCGACAAACGUUGGAAGCCGCGCAACAGCAAGAGGCGCAGUACAAGUCGCAAUUGGAAGUGAAUAUUCAACAAAAUUUAGAAGUUGCACAACAACAAGAAAUGCAGUAUAAACAACAAUUGGAGAAAAUUUGUGUGCAGGCUCAGCAAGCGCAAAGAGCUCUUAAUCCUGUCGGUAUGGCCAAUCAACAAGCAAACGCGCCGAGAUUAAUGCGCCCUGGUUCAAAUAUGGGCCUCAGACAUUUAUUACAACAACCACAACCACCGUAUAGGCAACAAGUACUUGGACUGCAGCAACAAAUUGUUGGAGCCAGGGGUCAAAUGCCAACCAGGCCAAUGGCUCCUGGUAAUCCACAGAAUCAGCAAUUCGAGGACGUCUCUAAUUAUGAUUUCCUUGGUUAGGUAAUUUAAGUAGCGAAAAUUUUGUCAAUGUAAUAUUGUAUUUAAGUAAAUUAUGCAUCAGUAGUAUUAGUUGUUUUGAUACAUUUUACAUGUGUAUAACGUAAAUAGCUUAGGAUUCUUAAUAUGUAAAAAAAUAUAUGUGUUAAGACUACAAAGUGUAUAUUUCUAUCUAGGAUGAGCAAGGAACACAAUUUACUAAUAGAUACAUCAUUUAAAGCAAUAGCAAUAAAUAUGUAAAGAUUAUUUAUAUUUUAACAUGUGUAUUACUGUAGAUAUUAUUAAUGUGUAACCUAAUAAAUUAAUUCAUCAAUUUUAAA